Messenger RNA from Alnus glutinosa, 555 nucleotides. RefSeq lists its product as uncharacterized. NCBI's taxonomy places the organism in Eukaryota, Viridiplantae, Streptophyta, Magnoliopsida, Fagales, Betulaceae. The coding region runs from base 86 to 424 and encodes 112 amino acids. The record is from RefSeq and is a predicted model, not a curated record. The transcript has 2 exons.
CAGUACUGUACGUGAUACUUCCUUAUAUAUGUACACAACAUAUAUUCCAACCCUGGCCUCCAUCCACUUCUCUUUUUAACUUUGAAUGAUGUCCAUCAUAUCUUGUUUAUUCGUCUUCCUCUUGUGUCUUUCCAUGCAUGCCGGCAAUGCUCGCACUCUUGGAGUGGUGGAUAAGGCUUCCAGCUUAGAGUUCAUUGUUUCUCAUAAGAAGGUUAAGCUUGAGGUGGAAUCAAUCCAAAGAGGAAAAACAAGUGGAGACAACUCAAAGGCUCUGUCCAAGGAUCUGAAAUACGUCAGAGGGGGAACUCCAGUGAAGCCUCUCGUUUCAGUUUCUAGGCGCAUGCCCCUCAAGAACCACGACGAACAUCCCGGCUUUUACUCGGACUAUUCUCGGCCGAGAACUCGCCCUCCCUCUCAUAACUGAAGUUUCUCUUGCUGAAUUAAAAAUGUCUUCAUACUAUGCAUGUGCAUAGUGUUAGUACUAUAUAAUAUUUUUCAAUCAACUUCGCAUGAAAGCAUUAAAACAAAAUAAAUAAUAAUAAUAUUUACAAAACA